Molecule: messenger RNA, 756 nt
Organism: Aspergillus viridinutans
Lineage: Eukaryota; Fungi; Ascomycota; Eurotiomycetes; Eurotiales; Aspergillaceae
Product: zinc finger MYND domain-containing protein
Exons: 1
Coding region: 1-756 (251 amino acids)
Biological process (GO): regulation of transcription by RNA polymerase II
Cellular component (GO): nucleus
Molecular function (GO): DNA-binding transcription factor activity, RNA polymerase II-specific
Source: RefSeq, a predicted model, not a curated record
AUGUCUGACUCCAAUCCCACCGAGCCACGCAAAUGCCAGAGCUGCAAAAAGGCAGAAUCCGAAAGUGCUCCCUUGAGGAACUGCUCCCGCUGCAAAUCGGCCGUCUACUGCUCCCGCGAUUGCCAGAAAGCCGACUGGAAAACUCACAAGAAAGUCUGCGCCAGCAAUGCUCAGGCAAACACAGACUCCGGCAGCCAGGCCGCGACUGACACCAACGCCACCCAAUCCAGCAAAGCCCUAGAGAUCGACUUCCUGAAGCCGUUUCAUCGCCUCCACGCAAAGACCUGGCUCCAUGACCGCACCGAAAAGGAUACCUACAAGUUACUAAUCGACACCUAUCGUCUCCGGCUAGACGACGACUACACGUUCACCGGGGAUAUUGACGCGGAUAGCAUCUAUGGCGGGGCGACUGAUGGCGGACGCGCUGGCUUCCGCCGCUUCCUGAAGCGCGUUGAACGCAAACCCGAUCUCCUUCCGAGGUGGUGGACCCCAGCCAAAGCGGAGGAAUGCGUCCGGUACGGCACGGAUUCCGCAAACUGGAGCGAUCUUGGAUAUGCGGUGGAGAAGCACGACGUUGUCGAGCAUUACGGAAACCAUUUGAUGCCGAUGCAGCUGCGCAUGUUUGGCGAGCAGGUGCUUGGAACUGGACCCGGUGGGCAGAAAGGGGCUGCUAUGAUGAAGAUGCAGAUGGACAUCGAGGGCGGAAGCGGCAUUGUCUCCUCUCACCUGGACUUCCGCGACCUUUUAAGAAAUUGA